GUCGCGCUGCCCGAGCGGCAGUGGUCGCGGGGCGACGGCGGUGCGCGGCAGGGACCCCGGCGCUUCCUAGGGGGGCGGGGUCAUGGCGCUGGUGGGGCGCCCGGGGGGCGCGGGCUGGACCUGGCGGCCGGUGGCCCGGGACGCGCUCCUGGCGCGGGCCUUCCAUUCCUGCACUGAGCUGCGGGGACGCUUCUACCUGGUGGGGGGCCUCCCGGCCGGAGGGGCGACGGCGCCGAGCGACGACACGGUGGUCUUCGACCCGGCGGGGGGCCAGGCCGUGCGGCUGGGGGCCCGGGGCGGCCCGCGGCGCAGCCACCACGACGCGGCGCCGGUGGCCGGGCGCUGGCUCUGCGUGGUGGGCGGCUGGGACGGCUCGCGCCGCGUGGCCACGGUGGCCGCGCUGGACACGGAGCGCGGAGCGUGGGAGGCGUGGAGCGCGGCCCCGGGCAGCCGCCCCCCCGCCGGCCUCAGCAGCCACACCUGCACCCGCGUCUCCGACCGCGAGCUGCGGGUGGCGGGCCGGGAGGGCGGGACCCGCACCCAGCGUCGCUUCGGCAGCGUCUACACGCUCCGGCUGGACCCGGGCGCCCGCACCUACAGCUACAAGGAAGAGGCCUGCCACACAGCCUCCCGCUCAGGUCACUGCGCCGCCCUGCUCCAAACUCGGGGGCCCCGCCCGGGCCACCAGCUCGUGCUGUUUGGGGGCUGCGGCUCGGCAGACCCAGAAGUAGCCGGGCACUGGGAUCACGGGGAGCUGAAGGAGGAGCCGCCCGCCGCCCCGCAUCUGACGGCACGGCUUGCCAGGCUCGUGGGCACUGGGCAGGGGUCCCAGCAGGGGCCGCGGGGCCUGCGGCACCACUCCUGCUCCGUGGUGGGGCCCUUUGCCGUGCUGUUUGGCGGAGAAACUCUGACCAGAGCCCGGGACGCCGUCUGCAACGACCUGUACAUCUAUGACACCCGCGGGUCUCCGCCUUUGUGGUUCCGCUUCGCCUGCGCGGACCCAGGGCUGAAGCGCGUGGGCCACCGCACCUGCCUCUGGAACGACCAGCUUUACCUGGUUGGGGGUUUUGGCGAGGACGGCAGGACGCCCAGCCCGCAGGUUUGCAUCCUGGACCUUUUUGCCUAAAGAAUGGCGCCCAGACACCUGGCGUCCGCUGUUUCGCUGCAGACUCGGGGAGCUCGGCCACCAGAGCGCUCUGCCUCGUUUCACAUGCUUAUUAAAUUCCAAUCUGAGAGUCAA
This is a messenger RNA of Hyaena hyaena (striped hyena), 1240 nucleotides long. RefSeq names its product kelch domain containing 9 (gene KLHDC9). Gene Ontology annotation, molecular function: cyclin binding. Bases 83 to 1126 code for a protein of 347 amino acids. The transcript is spliced from 4 exons. Lineage: Eukaryota; Metazoa; Chordata; Mammalia; Carnivora; Hyaenidae. The record is from RefSeq and is a predicted model, not a curated record.